This is a messenger RNA of Centropristis striata (black sea bass), 655 nucleotides long. Its product is annotated as cytochrome c oxidase subunit 5B, mitochondrial. The transcript has 4 exons. Bases 41 to 421 code for a protein of 126 amino acids. NCBI's taxonomy places the organism in Eukaryota, Metazoa, Chordata, Actinopteri, Perciformes, Serranidae. Gene Ontology annotation, cellular component: mitochondrial envelope. Gene Ontology annotation, biological process: mitochondrial electron transport, cytochrome c to oxygen. The record is from RefSeq and is a predicted model, not a curated record.
AUAGCUCCGCGACCAGCGACGAAACUGCAAAGAAGGAAAUAUGGCUGCAAGGUUACUGCUCCGCUCGGCUCUCCGUGCCGCCGCGACCCGCCCGGCGGCCCUGGGGCCCGCCGUUACCCGUGGCAUGGCAGCCGGAGGGAUUCCCACUGACGAGGAGCAGGCCACCGGACUGGAGAAGGUCAUCAUGACCGCCAUGAAGGAGGGAACGGAUCCUUACAGCAUGAUGAAGCCCAAAGAGUACGCCGGCUCCAAGGCCGACCCCCACCUCGUCCCCUCCAUCACCAACAAGAGGAUUGUGGGAUGUGUCUGUGAGGAGGACAACACGGCCGUGGUGUGGUUCUGGCUCCAUGCGGGCGAGGCCCAGCGCUGCCCGUCCUGUGGGUCCCACUACAAACUGGUGGCCCACGAGCUGCCCCACUAACCUCUCAUCUCUGUCCUCGGUGUUCGAGUCGUCCGGUCGCUCUCCGACUCGUUUCGUCUCUGUUCUACUUGACUCUCAACCUGCUGACCUCACCAGUCUCACCAGUUACACAGGGAUCAACAGUUUCUUCAAACAUUUCCAUUCAUGCAGUUUACAUUUACACAUGUACUGAACAGCGUUACACUCUCCACCUCACUCCUUUUAUCUGACCAAUAAAGUCUCUACUGAUAUCUA